AUGUCCAACCCCAGAGUUUACUUCGACAUCACCAUUGGCGGUGCGCCCGCGGGCCGCAUUGUCAUGGAGCUUUUCGCCGACCAGACCCCCAAGACCGCCGAGAACUUCCGCGCUCUCUGCACCGGCGAGAAGGGCACUGGCCGCUCCGGCAAGCCCCUCCACUACCAGGGCUCCAGCUUCCACCGUGUCAUCCCCCAGUUCAUGCUUCAGGGUGGUGACUUCACCCGCGGCAACGGCACCGGUGGUGAGAGCAUCUACGGCGAGAAGUUCGAGGACGAGAACUUCAACCUGAGGCACACUGGCCCUGGUAUCCUCUCCAUGGCUAACGCCGGACCUGGCACCAACGGCUCCCAGUUCUUCAUCUGCACCGUCAAGACCUCCUGGUUGGACGGCAAGCACGUCGUCUUCGGCAAGGUUGUCGAGGGUCUUGACGUCGUCCAGGCCAUCGAGAAGGUCGGCUCCGGCAGCGGCGCCACCUCCAAGGCGGUCACUAUCGCCAAGUCUGGCCAG
Alternaria burnsii is the source of this 510-nucleotide messenger RNA. RefSeq names its product peptidyl-prolyl cis-trans isomeras-like protein. Gene Ontology annotation, cellular component: intracellular membrane-bounded organelle. NCBI's taxonomy places the organism in Eukaryota, Fungi, Ascomycota, Dothideomycetes, Pleosporales, Pleosporaceae. Gene Ontology annotation, biological process: protein folding; protein peptidyl-prolyl isomerization. The annotation marks the transcript as partial. Gene Ontology annotation, molecular function: peptidyl-prolyl cis-trans isomerase activity. The record is from RefSeq and is a predicted model, not a curated record. The transcript is spliced from 3 exons.